CAUUGCGCCUGCUGAUAAAGAUGGCGGAGCGAGGACGGAAGACAGUUCGACAGUUUUGGACUCCAGAGGACACCAAAAAACUGAUCAAGCUGACGACAGACCAUGAGCAAGACUUCAUGCAACCGAGGUUUCAUGGCAAUAAAAUGUGGGAGAAAGUUGUGAGAGAAAUGGGACUCGAAGGGAAAAUCACGGUGCAACAAGCCUCAAAGAAAUGGAAAAAUCUUGUACAAAAAUACGAGGAAUUCCGAACCUCCCGAAGCGUCUCCGGGGCCGACAAGCGGGCCGCCGCCAUCACUUGGGUAUAUUAUGACGCCAUGCACCAGGCCAUGAGUGCCAGGCCGUCCGUUCGUCCGCCCGUCCCGGUCGCUUCUUUCCAGGAGGCUCCAACAAUCCGCCUCACGCUCCCCGACGGCGACGCGGCGGAGGAGGCGGUCGAGCCGGCGCCCAAACGCCGACGCAUCCUCGACCCGUCGGCCAUCGUCCCCGUUCCCGUCUACUCCAACAAGGUGAACAGCAGCCUGCGUCUCAAGGCGGAGCUUCCUACCAUGAUGGAAAAGGAACGAACAGACGACGGCGAUGUGGCAAAUCUGUGGUCGCAGAUGGCGCGUCGAGAAGGGCGAGCGCUCGCAAUCACCAUCAGCGACUCUGAUGACGAACCGGAAGUAAAGGAGAGUCCCUCGCGCUCUCCGCCCCCUCCCCCAGCCGAGAUUCCCUUCCGGAAACAGUCCCGACGUUCCAAGAUGAAGAUCAAGGAGGUGGACAGGAGGCUACGUGCCGUGAGCGCCAUCUUCUCCCCUGAGGCCGCGUCCACAAGGAGGCGCCGGCGAGACCUUCCGCAGCUGGACGAACACGACGACGACGUCAUCGUGCUGGACGGGCGGCGGUCAUGUGACUCGCGGGUGCUGAAGGUGCGAUGUCGCACCGACGUUUACAAGCUGCCCGUCACGUUGACCACGUCGGUGGGCCAGAUGGUGAGCCAGAUGGCGGCCAUCCUGGGCUUGUCCAGCUUCCGUCUGCGACUGCUGAGGGAGGAGGCGGAGCUUCCCGCCGACGCCAGCGUGGGCGAGCUGGGCCUCGACAUCGCCGACAUCUUGGAGUGCGUCGUCAUGGCGACGGAGGAAGGCGCCGUCAUCACGGUACGUCUGCAGGGCAAAGAUCGAGGAUCCGCGCGGGACUUCUCCGUCCACAAAGGAGCGGAGCUGGGCGCCAUCUUCUCACAGUACGUGGCGGCGCUGCCCGCCGCCACCAAGCGCAAAGUCAAGUUUCACUUUGACGGCUGCAAGGUGACGGGCAGACAGACGCCCGCUCAGUUGGACAUGGAGGACGGCGACAUCAUUGAGGUGUGGACGUGAGGCCCACCUGCAACGUCAGAAUAAAAGUGGCGUCAGUUUACAAAUGAAAUCAAUCUAUUUUUAGAAGCUGUUCAUUUGAAUUUGUAAAGACAUUAAAGACUGUUUGCGUAA
This is a messenger RNA of Phycodurus eques (leafy seadragon), 1463 nucleotides long. RefSeq names its product nuclear factor of activated T cells 2 interacting protein (gene nfatc2ip). Gene Ontology annotation, biological process: positive regulation of transcription by RNA polymerase II; cytokine production. The transcript is spliced from 12 exons. The record is from RefSeq and is a predicted model, not a curated record. NCBI's taxonomy places the organism in Eukaryota, Metazoa, Chordata, Actinopteri, Syngnathiformes, Syngnathidae. Bases 21 to 1352 code for a protein of 443 amino acids.